AUAUAAGACACCAUGUGAUUGGAAUGUGAAAAAUCUUAGUUGGAGUUCUACCGGUGCACGCAUUCGCAAUUAGAAAGCCCACCUCUUUUAUUUAACUGAAAAAAUGCCAAACGUCAACGCCAACGUCAACGCCAACCAUUUUGUGCUGCCUUUGAAGACUGGUAAACCGUGCAGUGCCUCUCGACUAGUGUCAUCUCUGAGAUGUCAAGUGCAUAGCUGGUACAAACUACCUUCAGAUAUGGGAAAUAAGGAAUCAACUUAUGAUGAUUCUAAUCAUGACUUUCUGCACCAACACUCAUCUUAUGCUGAAAGUUCGAUGGAUAAUAACUAUCAACGUAGACAGCAGCCAUCACACAUUAAAGAUAAUUUUAACUCUUUGGAUGAGGUUAUUUCUUCACUGAGAGAAGCUGGGCUUGAAUCAUCCAACUUAAUCCUUGGGGUUGACUUCACAAAGAGCAAUGAGUGGACAGGCCGAUAUUCAUUCAAUAGGAAAAGCCUUCAUGCAGUUGGUGGCAGACCUAAUCCAUAUGAGCAAGCGAUCUCUAUAAUUGGCCGCACUUUAUUUUCAUUUGAUGAAGACAACUUGAUACCUUGCUUUGGAUUUGGUGAUGCAUCAACAAAUGAUCACUCCGUGUUCAGCUUUUACCCAGAAGAUCGAUAUUGUUGUGGCUUUGAGGAAGCCCUUGGGCGAUAUAGAGAAAUUGUUCCUCACAUAAAAUUGUCAGGUCCAACUUCAUUUGCCCCAAUAAUUGAUGCAUCAAUUGACAUUGUGGAGAGAAACAACAGGCAAUAUCAUGUUCUUGUCAUUGUUGCUGAUGGGCAGGUUACUAGGAGUCCUGAUGUCCCACCGGGAAGAUUUAGUCCACAAGAGCAAGCAACUAUCAACUCCAUAGUAGCUGCUAGCCAAUAUCCUCUAUCAAUUAUUUUAGUUGGUGUGGGGGAUGGACCAUGGGAUGCAAUGCUACUUUUUGACGAUAACAUCCCUCAACGCUUAUUUGAUAACUUUCAGUUUGUCAAUUUUACAAAGAUCAUGUCUGAGAACAGGGAAGCGUCAAAGAAAGAAGCAGCUUUUGCACUUGCUGCCCUCAUGGAAAUUCCAUUCCAAUAUAGAGCCACCCUAAGCCUUCAGCACAACACCAGUAGAGAUUUAGCCAGUGGUCCACAUAGAAGGCCACUUCCUCCUCCUCGUGAAGUGCUUGAUCACGAUAAUGCAGUAAGAUCAUUUCCACAUACGACAAGUUUGGAAUCAGCUGAGCAAACAGUCCCAAUAGAAAUGGUAUGCCCUAUUUGCUUGACAAAUUCAAAGAAUAUGGCUUUUGGGUGCGGUCAUACGACUUGCGAGAGUUGUUCUAUGACCAUCUCAUUAUGCCCAUUGUGCCGGGACCCCAUACAAACACGCCUGCGAUUGUACACGUAACGGGAAAUUGUCCCUCAAGCAUUUGAAAGUUUGCUGGCUUCCAGGGUGAAUAAAAUCACUUGGUAAUCGUAUAUUGUAUGGUGCUCUUGUACAAACUCAUCUGUCGCACCCUCGGAUGAUUAGCUGGAGGGAUUUUGAGGUUGACUCAGCAAAAUUGACUUGGCUUUAUUAGUUUGAAUUGUGUUAAAGUUACCAGCUCACCCUUCUGUAAUAAAACUCAGCAAAUCCAAGUGUACCUGAGUGUCAUCUUCCCAAACUGAAUUCAGGACUGCCUCAUUGUUGAUUGUCUUCUACUACAACUUCAAGACCCAUUUUCAGGUUGUACAAAAUAAUUUUUAUUUUUCAUAAAAUUAUAAAAUAAUUAAUUUUUAUUUUUAUUUAUAUAAAAUAAA
Malania oleifera is the source of this 1809-nucleotide messenger RNA. RefSeq names its product E3 ubiquitin-protein ligase RGLG3. The transcript is spliced from 12 exons. The coding region runs from base 104 to 1417 and encodes 437 amino acids. Lineage: Eukaryota; Viridiplantae; Streptophyta; Magnoliopsida; Santalales; Ximeniaceae. The record is from RefSeq and is a predicted model, not a curated record.